AUGAGGAGCCAGGUACCCCCCACUCCAGUCUCAUUUCUCUUCUCCUCUGCAGCUGCGCCCAAAUCCGUGAUUUCCCUCCAUCCUCCAUGGACCACAGUCUUCAAAGGAGAGAAAGUGAAUCUGACUUGCAACGGAUUUCACAUCUGUGCCCCAGAGAAAAUAACGUGGUACCAUCGCUACUCUUGGAAUAAAAAACAAACGGAAACCCUCGGAAACUCGCUCGAGGUCCAUGAUUCUGGAGAGUACAGAUGCCAGGCGCCAGGUUGGCUCCAAAGCAACCCUGUGUACUUGGUCUUUUCUUCAGACUACUUCAUCCUCCAGGCCCCGUAUUCUGUGUUUGAGGGUGACAGAUUGGUUCUGAGAUGCCAGAGCAAGGAAAAGAAGAAACUGACUGCUGUGAAAUACACUUGGAAUGGAAGAGUUAUUGCUAAUUCUAGCAGAAGCUGGGACCUUUUGAUACCCCUAGCAAGUUCAAAUAACAGCGGUCCAUACCAGUGCAUUGGCUCCUCAGAGGAAAAUUAUAUAAUUAGAUCAAACAUCAAAAUAAUUCGAAUUCAAGAACUAUUUCCACGGCCAAAGCUGAAAGUCACAGCCUCCCAGCCUACCGAGGGGAAUUCUGUAAACCUGAGCUGUGAAACACAGCUUCCUCUGGAGCGGUCGGACUCUCUGCUUCACUUCGUCUUCUUCAGAGACAAGGAGGUCAUCCUGUCAAACUGGAGCAGGUCCCCGGAAUUCCAGAUCGCAACCAUCUGGAGAGAAGACUCAGGGUGGUAUUGGUGUGGUGCUGAAACUGUGACCCACAGCGUCUGCAAACGCAGCCACCCUCUGCAGAUCCAGGUGCAGAGAAUCCCUGUGUCUGGAGUGCUUCUGGAGACCCAGUCCCAGGGGAGCCAGGUAACCGAAGGGGAGACGCUGGUCCUUGUCUGCUCCGUGGCUGAAGGCACUGGGAACACCACCUUCUCCUGGCACAGAGAGGACACAGGGCAGGAUCUGGGGAGGAAAAGUGAGCGUUCCCAGAGAGCAGAGCUGGAGAUCCUUGCUGUCGGGGAGGGCCACGCGGGGGGAUACUACUGUACGGCUGACAACGGCCACGGCCUCCUCCAGAGUGAGCCGGUGAACGUCACUGUGAGAAGCAGUCCGAGGAGCAGGAGUAGCCUCUUCACUGUGGGAGCUGCUGGGGGGUCGUUCAGCAUUCUUCUCCUAGCUGUGGCCCUAUUGUUUUACUGCUGGCACCAGAAGAAAUCAGGAGAAUGUUUUCUGGGAGACACUAACAGGAGCCCUCCCAUCCCAGGCCCAGGAGAUCCCGCCCUAGUGGAGCUGCAGCUACUGUAUGUCAAUGCACACCUCAAAGAGGAAGGCUUGAUAUAUUCUGAGAUCCAGAUUAUUCAGCAGGGAGACAAAAGGGAAGCCAGUACCUCCAAAACAUCUCUAGAGGACAAGCAUAUCUCAGUUGUCUACUCUGAGGUGAAGACACAGCUCCCAGAUGAUUCUGCUGGAGAGGUCGGCCAUAAGGAUGAAGAUGACAUGGACGCUUAUGAAAAUGUCCUACUCGUAUGACUUGUCUCUGACCCAAAGGCCCCAGCUCAGGGCAGUCCUCAAGUUCCCUGGAGUCACCAACUAAUUCCAUCUUUGCAGUUCUUCUUGCCCAUGUGCAUUCACUCCCAGGACUCAAUUCAUCCACACUGAGGUGGUGGUGGGAAGGGCGCUAACUCACUAAAAUGACCAGGCUGCACAGUUAAGAGAAGACCGUGUGUGUCUGCUCUGAGCCUAACCUAAUAUGCGCCCUAGGGUCUGAUUUAGGGAAAAGGAAUAUGGAGGGAGGAGACUGCUGCUGAAAAAGCAAAAGCACAAGUUCUGGUGAAUUGGCAAUUGCACAUAGACAGAAAAGUCUGAGUGAUUCAGGUCUCUGUUUAAUACGUCUACAACAAUUGUACCAAUGGACAGUCAUCUGAAUCAGUUCAUUAUGUGUAGCUGUGCCGGUACUUCACAGACAAUGCAUAGCUCCUUCUGUCUUGUUCACACUGUUUACACUGUCAGAAUUCAGUUGCAGAUAGAGGAAUCCACUCUAAAUGGUUUACAGAGAAAAUAAUUUAAAACAGAACUUUGCAAAACUGUGGGAAGAGCUAGAGAAGCAGUCUCCAGGUUUCACUUCCAAAAGCAAAAAGCAAUCAUGUUAACAUAUUUGAGACAAAGAUUUUUAACGUUAGAGAAAACAAAUACAAAUGCAAAAUUAAAAAGUUAAGUAAUGCCCUUACAAACCUAAAUGGAAUUAGAAACAUCAGUACAAAUGGAUGAAAAACUCUGUUUUUUAAAAAGAUAUUUAUUUCCUAGGUCUGUCCACUGAAAAGGCCUAGAAAUAAAUACCAACUCAGGAAGCACCUCUUGCACAGAUUGAAGUCAUUAAAUACUAUUUCGUACUAAAAAGACAUAAGGCUACCUUUCUUGGAGGGACUUUAUCUUUGAGUUACCAAAUAGUUGAUGUGAGAAUAAUUCUUCCAAUAAAUGAAGAAGGCAUGAAAGAAAUAAAAAAACCACUAUUUUGUACGAAUGUUUCAUACUAUACCUACUGCUCAGGUUAACAUAAAAAAACAGCCUAACAUUAUGUGCCUCCUGACGGAAGUAUUCGAUACCACCUAGAAAAUUGUCAUGCCUAAAUUAUCAACAGUGAACCCAAUCAAGUUUCUAGAUCUACUAGUUUACAGGAAAUACAUGGGGCAAAGGAAUGUGUUAAAUAGAACCAUGAGACUGUAAUCGGCCAAUCCAAACUGUGGAGAAAUUCUACAGGGCAAAUGACUUGGUUUCUUUAACAAGUAAAUAACAGAUGGAAGGAAGGAAGGAAGGAAGGAAGGAAGGAGAAAAGGAAAAGCGAGAGACUGAAGACCUAUAGCUUAAAUGAGACUUGAGGAACGUCAACCAAAGGAACAGAUAGGACUUGUGUGGAUCCUGACUUAAAUCAAGUUAAGAAGAAAAACCAAAACACUUAUGAAAUUCUAAGGGAAAUGUGUACACUAAUAUUAAGAAAUGAUUUUCUGUUUUGUGGUUAUGUUUUUAUUUUAAAGCAGAUAUUCACCUUUUAAAACUCACACUCAAUGGUUGGUAGAUUAAAUGAUAUGAUUUUGUUGGAAAUAAUGCAGUAAGAGGAGGGGGGUAGGAAGUGGGUAGGGGUGUAGAUGGACUAGGACUGGUCACAUGGGCACCAUUUCUGAAGCUGGGUGAUGGGUCCCUUGUUGGGGGAAGGGGGGUUUCUACUAGGUCUUGCUACUGCAUGCUUAUAAUUUUCCAAAUAA
Molecule: messenger RNA, 3287 nt
Organism: Manis pentadactyla (Chinese pangolin)
Lineage: Eukaryota; Metazoa; Chordata; Mammalia; Pholidota; Manidae
Gene: FCRL4
Product: Fc receptor like 4
Exons: 11
Coding region: 1-1557 (518 amino acids)
Biological process (GO): cell surface receptor signaling pathway
Molecular function (GO): transmembrane signaling receptor activity
Source: RefSeq, a predicted model, not a curated record